CGUGCAAGGAGAAAGUUUCGUUAGAGAGCGAGAGUAUAAGACGCGGUAGCGGACUGAGAAAAUUAGUUUAUCGCUGGUGCAUCUGAAGAUAAACGGUCAGGAUGAGGAUGAAAUUGGUCCUGAUAGUUUGCUUAGCAAUAGCGAGAGAAGUAUUUGGUACUCAAGUGUACGAGACGCCGAGUGACUCUUCGCAACAAUGGCAGCCGUGGAAUAAUCAAGACUUCAACCAAGCCUCAAACGAAAAACAAGAAAAGCGUGAUUUCGUCACGUUCGACAACUCUGAUACCUCACAACAGAAAGAGACGCAACAACCGCUGCUUUACAAUGCGAAUAUUCAAUCGAGUGGCAGUGGAGUGGCCAACGUCAUUGGUCAACAAUCAAUUGAUUCUGUGAUCGAUAAUAUUAUCGUAUCUAGUCGGCAAGGUCGCAAUCUUGAGGAAUAUAAUGAAAUUUAUUCUGAUCCUAAAAUAAAAAAUGCUCUGCAGCUUGACAAUGAUACGCUCGCACGUAGUUUCAUCAAGGACAAGCUUUGCUCUCUCAGUUUGAUCAACUGCGAAGAGGUGGAAGAACGACGACCUUACUAUUCUCCACACCGCGAUAUUCAUCCCCACGAUGUCAUCUAUGCUCAACCGGUGACCAUCAAGCCAGUAGGCCGUCCACUUCCGGCCAUACCCGUGAAACGACCUUAUGGUCCAGCGAAACCCGUACCACUUCCUAGUUUUGGUUCUUCGCUGGGACCCAACGUUUUUCCUGGACCCGGACCGACAUUCGGUAGACCUCCGCCUGUCUUUGUCGGGCCUUAUCCUGGAUACAAAAAACCCGGCCCGCCUUUCCCAAUUGGACCAUUAGGGCCCAAACCCAUAUACGAACCUAGCAUCGAGUCCGAUUUCGAGGAUAAAUUUAUCGAUAAGAAGCAGGUGGUCCUCCAUCAACCGACUGCCGCAGGUGUUCAGCAACACGUUCAUCAUCAUUACCAUCACGGGGACGUCGAUGGCACCGUGGCGCACAAUCCCACCGUAGUCGCAUCAUCUCCUACAUUCGGUGGCAUCGGCAAUUAUGGUUAUGGAAACGGCGGUACUUACGGCGGUUUGAUCAAUGAUUUCGAAGAUUAUAAGAAAACGUUCAACAUCAAAACGCCCACGAGCAACAAUGGCCCGUCGGGCUCUUCCUCGAUCGCAAAGGGUUAUGCCGAUCGUUACCCCACUUAUGUGAAGCCGAACGGCAAACAGUUUACUCCCGGUGGACAAUUUUUCUCCAGUCAAUUCUUGGAGAAUGGUGGUUCCCCCGGUGAUUAUCCGUUCAAUAACGGUGCCGACAACAGUUUCGGUUCCUCGUCAUAUGACGAUUGCGUAUGCGUGCCAUACGAUCAAUGCUUGACAUCCAAUAACGUAGGCCGUAAAGACGAUCUCUACUUGGCAAUCGAUCCGCGUAAUCUCGACAAGGGUAUCGAGGCCGAAACUGAUGAGGUAGUAAUCACCGACGGAAACGGCACAAUGACUGUCGUAAGGGUGCCCAAGGGAGCAAACGAGACCGAGCAGAUCGUGCAAACGAAAAACGAGCAGACGGAGAAAACGGAAAACACGAAGCGAAGAAGCAGGGAUAUCAAGCACGUUACCAAGAAGGACGACGGGCAGGAGAUACAAGAAAGACUGACGGUAGGAACCGGCAAUCUGGACAACUCGAAAUUGAACGUGAAGCCGACUUGGGGCGUCAGUUUCGGCCUACCGCAAACCGGUGGUGUCGGUCCAAUCGCGCCCCACCCUGGUUAUCCCCUGGGAAUCCCGGGGUACACGCCGGGCUAUGGGCUGGUUGGCGGACAGGGCAUAAAUCUAGGUCCGGUCGCCGUGAAUCCGCUCGUAGCGGUGCAGGUCACCAAAGACGAGUACGGCGAGAAGGUCAUCAAGCCUUACGUGAACCUUCAUGUAACGCCCAAUCCAGGACUUAUUCACAAGCUAGGCCAUCUCCUGGCUCACAAGAAAUAUGGACUAUACGGCGGUCAUUAUGGUGGUCAUUAUGGCGGUCAUUACGGCGGUUACCCUCCUCAUUAUCACACGCAUCACGAGAGACCGAUCUAUCAUUAUCCGUCCAGACCGCCGUUCUAUCCAUCGCACAAUAUUCAUCAUCACGAACCGAUCUAUUACAAGCCUCACAGCGGACAAACAUACUAUCCUUCCUAUUUAUACAAGGACGAUAACAACGAUUACGAUGACUAUAACGAUUAUUCGGAUGAUUAUCAGGAUGAUUACUAUAGAAAUACACGUGCGAGAAACGCGUCAACGACGAAAGGUAGACAAUUCUUGACAAAGGAUCUGUCGAAGGUUUCGUCGGAAGGACUGACCGGCAACGAACGACAGAAGAGCGGGAAGAUUACCUUCUCAGACAGAAGGAGACGCGACACGGCGUUUAGCGAAACGACGUCGGAGAGACGAUACGGACGUCCGGCUUGCAAUUCUUAUCACGUCUGCUGCCCAAGAUCGCAGAUAAUAGGAGUAAAACACGGUCAAUGUGGAGUUAGAAACGCACAGGGCAUCAAUGGCCGUAUCAAGACCCCAAUCUACGUCGACGGAGAAUCCGAAUUUGGUGAAUACCCGUGGCACGUAGCUAUUCUGAAGAAGAUCACCACGGAAAGUGUCUACGUUUGCGGAGGUACUUUGAUCUCGUCCCGACAUAUCAUUACUGCUGCUCAUUGCAUCAAGACCCAUGUCCAUCGUGAUCUUCGCGCACGAUUAGGCGAAUGGGAUGUAAAUCACGACGUCGAGUUCUACCCCUACAUCGAACGCGACAUCGUGAGUGUCUUCGUGCAUCCUGAGUACUACGCUGGUACUCUUGCCAACGACAUCGCCAUUCUGACGCUGGACCAUGACGUCGAUCUCACAAAGAACCCUCACAUUAGCCCAGCCUGUUUGCCAAAUAAAUACGACGACUUCACUGGAACAAGAUGCUGGACCACCGGAUGGGGCAAGGACGCUUUCGACGAUCGCUCCAAGUAUUCUAACGUGUUGAAAGAGGUGAACCUACCUGUCGUCAGCAACCAUGUGUGUGAGCAGCAGAUGAGGCAGACGCGGCUAGGACUCAGCUUCAUGCUUCAUCCGGGCUUCAUCUGCGCCGGCGGCGAGGAGGGCAAGGAUGCCUGCAAGGGUGAUGGCGGUGGUCCCAUGGUCUGCGAGCGUCAGGGCCACUGGCAGUUGGCCGGCGUCGUCUCCUGGGGCAUCGGUUGCGGUCAAUCGAACGUGCCUGGCGUCUACACGCGCGUCUCGCACUAUCUCGACUGGAUUCACCAGAUUGUCGGAUCUGUGAAUUACUGAUAAGACAAAAUUCGAAUCAAGUCGUAUUUGAUAUAAAAAAGAUAUGGCAAAGUUUCAUUUCUUCAAAAUCAAACAAUUUUUGUCAUUUGGAAAAAUCGGCGACGACAGUUCACAAUAUUUUAAUUUCGUACAUAUAUAGAGAGAAAGACAUAUUUAUAUAUAAUAUAUUUUAUAUCAAAACGAUUUAUAUUCUAUUUGUAUAUGAGCGAAUUUCACUUGGAGGCGGCCGAUUCAAAGCGAAGAGAUAUUUAUUCGAUUACUGCUCGUUCUUGUGUCAUCAAUUAGUUUCUCUCUUUUUUUAAUUUAAAAAUGUCUAAUUUAUUGUAUAUAGAUCUCUAGGAAUGCGUUCCAUUUGGCGCUCACAACGUUCACGAGUAUUAUAUAUGUGUCCUUCGCUGCGUUCAGCGCGGAAGCAGAAAAACUAGCUUUGCAACUCUUGUAAAAUUCUUUAAUAUGAUUAGUCUUGCCUUAGUUUCUCACUGGAUCUAGAUGUGUCUAAAUGGAAAUAAUUAGAAUUUAUUAUAUACAUAUUAAGAACUUUACAACAGUUGCAAGGCUUUUUCUGCUGAAUGCAGCCCUUGUUUAACACUUGACAAGUAUCGAAUAAUUCCAAGAGCGUUGCGAACACCAAGUGGAACGCAGUUCCUUGAUCGCGCGCCAAAGUCAUGCGACCUCGGCGCCAUUUGCGCACCGGCUAGCGAUACACGGCACGCAAUUCGCGAAGUCUGAUUCGAGCGAUCGGAUCGUCGAGUAAUGCAUUUUCUUUGCAACUGCUUAUAUAUUAUAUUUAUCAUUUAAUAAAUAACUUACACACAUACACUUCUGUAUUCUACGACCGCUUCUCUGCCCCGAUGCCGCGUAAUUAUGAUCAAUCGAAAAGUGUGAGAAUCGCUCGGAAUUUACGCGCGCACGCGUGCAACCUGCAAUCGAAUUUUUAUCGUAAGAAUAAGUAUUUGAAUAUCAGGCGAAAAGGAAAAACGACGACAAUAGCGAUUUAAACGUGACAGACCCCAUACAGCACAGAAUUUGCAGCGAUAUCGCUGCAAAAUCUCUGCAAUAUUGCUGCAAUAUAUGUAAUGUUGCUGCAAUGUUGCAGCAGUGUCGCUGCAACUUUCGUGUAACUUUGUGCUGCAGGGACGAUAAUAUCUCGACAUUUUCUUGAAGGUACCUUGUCCUGAGAGAAAGAGAAUUUCGUUUGAAUAAAGUCGCGACGAUCGCGACCGCAAGUUUCCGUCAUCUUGCAACGGUUUUCGAAGAGUUACGCUUCUAAGCGAAUUUGGAUAUUCUCGAACACACGAGAGGAUGUGUACCCAG
Molecule: messenger RNA, 4619 nt
Organism: Mycetomoellerius zeteki
Lineage: Eukaryota; Metazoa; Arthropoda; Insecta; Hymenoptera; Formicidae
Exons: 8
Coding region: 102-3305 (1067 amino acids)
Biological process (GO): proteolysis
Molecular function (GO): serine-type endopeptidase activity
Source: RefSeq, a predicted model, not a curated record